UAAGUCCCAAGUUUCAACUAAAUCUUUGUUUUCAUUUCGUUAACCACACAACACUUGUUUUAUUAUUAGCUCUUCUUCUUCUUCUUCUUCUUCUUCUUCCUCUUCUCCAAUUCCCGGGUUCUUGAGUAGCAACAGCAUCUCCGUCUCUCUCAUUUGCCCUGUUGUCUUUCUCCCGUUCUCAUCCCAAUUUCAUCCCCAUCCUAUGCAGAGCUAGAGAGAGAUAAAGCAAGCAGCUCACACAACCAAAAAUGGAGAUUGAAUUGGAGCCCCGUGUGAAGGCGUUGGACUACAAAGUGAAAGGAGUUUCUAGAGAAUCGCCGUCUCAGAAAGCUGCUAAUGUUCUUGAUUUGGAUCUUCGUACUCAUUGGUCCACUGCCACCAACACCAAAGAGUGGAUUCUUCUUGAGUUAGAUGAACCUUGUUUAUUAUCACAUAUUCGCAUCUACAAUAAGUCUGUCCUCGAAUGGGAAAUUGCUGCUGGUUUGCGAUACAAGCCAGAGACAUUUGUAAAAGUUCGUUCACGCUGUGAAGCACCUCGACGUGACAUGGUUUACCCUAUGAACUACACUCCGUGCCGCUAUGUAAAAAUAUCUUGUUUGCGUGGAAAUCCAAUAGCUGUGUUUUUUGUUCAGCUGAUUGGUGUUCCAGUGUCUGGCUUGGAGCCAGAGUUCCACCCUGUUGUGACUCACUUGUUGCCAAAUAUUGUAUCACAUAGACAAGAUGCCGAUGAUAUGCAUCUUCAGUUGCUUCAAGACAUGACAGUCAGGUUAUUUCCAUUUCUUCCACAACUUGAGACAGACCUUUUGGGGUUCUCAGAUGCUCCUGAUCUUAACUUACGUUUUCUUGCAAUGCUUGCUGGUCCUUUCUAUCCAAUACUACAUCUUGUGAAUGAGAGAGCAGCAUCGAAGUCUACUGCAAAUGGAACUGAAAUUGAAGUUUCUAAGAACUAUCAGAUGUCUUCACCAUUGACCGUUUCUUCAAAUUUUGAGCCACGGAAGUCCCGCAGUAUAUUACCUGUGGUCCCAUCUACAUCAAGCUCUGUAGUAUUUCGCCCCGAUGCAAUCUUCACACUUUUAAGAAUGGCUUACAAAGAUUCUACAUUCGGUUCUGUAUGCAGAGUGGCUUCUAGAAUACUGUUGAAGCUUGUUGAACCCAUUGCAGUACCAGAAGUUUCAUCAUUGGCUGAUGAAGCAGUUGUUUCUGAUGAGUUUUCAAAACCUGCAUCAUCAGAUCCUAUCUCCAUCAUCGAUUACUCAAAAUUGUUUGGAGAAGAUUUUGAAGUGCCUGAUGAUAAAUGGGAUUUGAGCUAUCUUAGCAUCCUGGAUGUUGGUGCAGUGGAAGAAGGCAUUUUACAUAUUCUUUUUGCUUGUGCGUCUCAGCCUAAUAUUUGCAGUAAACUGGCAGAGAGGUCUGUUGACUUGUGGUUAGCUUUACCUCUUGUACAGGCAUUGCUUCCAGUUCUUCGUCCUCCUUUGAGCAGUCCCUUUGAUGUGGUCAAUGACAUCUUUUCUCUAUGGAAGCGGCCAGUGGUGCAACAGGCUCUCUCUCAGAUUGUGGCAACGCUGUCAUCACCAUUAUACCAUCCUCUUCUACAUGCUUGUGCUGGCUAUCUAUCAUCAUUUUCUCAAUCACAUGCUAAGGCUGGAUGUGUACUGAUUGACUUAUGUUCUUCUGUAUUAGCUCCUUGGAUGCCUCGCAUUAUUGCAAAGGUCGAUCUGGUUAUUGAGCUUCUAGAAGAUCUUUUGGGUGUCAUCCAGAAUGCACGACAUUCCCUUGAUCAUGCUCGUGCUGCUUUAAAAUAUAUUCUGCUGGCUUUAUCUGGUUAUUUUGACGAUAUACUAGGAAACUACAAGGAAGUAAAACACAAGAUUCUCUUUCUCGUGGAGAUGCUAGAGCCUUUUCUUGAUCCUGCCAUAUGUGGGUCAAAGACCACAAUAGCUUUUGGAGAUCUUUCUCCUGUUUUCCCUCAAAACCUGGAAAACAGUUGUGUGAUCGCUCUCAAUGUCAUCCGCUCGGCAGUUCAAAAACCAUCUGUUCUUCCUUCACUAGAAUUUGAAUGGAGGCGUGGGUCAGUUGCUCCUAGCGUGCUUCUUUCAGUUUUGCAACCUCACUUGCAGUUACCUACUGAAGUUGACCUUCGGAAUUCCUCUACUUCCAAACCUCUCAACCAUGAUUUUUCUGUCAGUAGUCAGUUAGGAAAUUCUUCAAAAUUUAAUGCCCUAAAUGAAUGUGAGGGGAAGAUAGAUGAUCAUGACACGGCUGGAAAAUCUGAUGUCAAUGAAGAUGCCAGCCCUUUUUUUGUGCCUCCAGAAUUGCGGUGUGAACGAUUAGAUAAUCAUUCUAGUUGUUUAAAUGAAGGUAGCUUAAUCUCUAGCCACGGAAAUGUGAACAUAGAUUCUAAAGAAAUGGUUCAAGGGACGAAUCCUGACCGCUUUCAUGGAGAACUGAUUUUGGAUUUUGGAAUUAAUAUUGAGUACUUCAACUUAGAAGCAGAUUAUCUUCAACUUGUAAACUAUCGUGAUUGUGAAGUGAAGGCUUCUGAGUUUCGCCGUUUAGCUCUGGAUCUAAGUUCACAAAGCGAGCUUACUUCUGAGGGUCAUGAUGCAGCCAUAGAUGCAUUACUCUUGGCGGCAGAGUGCUACGUCAACCCAUAUUUUAUGAUGUCUUGCAGGUACAAUUCAAAUCAUGUGAAAUUUUUGAAAAGUAGUGAGACCACGUUUAACCCAACCUCAGGGUUGACUAGACUUGCUGGCAAGAGUAAAGCUGAUCUGGAAACAAUAGCUCACCUUGAACGAAAAAGAGACAAGGUUGUUCUUCAAAUUUUGCUGGAGGCUGCUGAAUUGGAUAGAAAAUAUCAUCUGAAUUUGAAUGAUUCGGAGUUUUGUCCAUAUAAUGGUGAAGAAUUAGAUGAAAAAAUGAUCAUGUUGUCGUCCAAUGACGUUCAAUCUGCAGAUGCUGUGACCUUAGUACGACAAAAUCAAGCUCUGUUGUGCACUUUUGUCAUUCGACUCUUACAGCGAAAGCCUAAUUCAAUGCAUGAAAUCCUAAUGCAAAGUCUUCUCUUUUUGUUGCAUUCGGCCACUAAACUACAUUGUUCUCCUGAAGAUGUUACUGAUAUCAUUUUAGGAUCAGCAGAGUUUCUAAAUGGAAUGCUAACAUCUUUGUAUUAUCAAAUCAAAGAUGGAAAUUUACGGUUGGAACCUGGAACAAUUCAUGGCACACAGAGACAUUGGAUACUUCUUCAGAAAUUGGUUCAUGCAAGUAGUGGAGGUAAUUAUCGGACAGACUUCACAUCAAGUGCCAAUAACAGUAUUUGUUCUGGGAAUCUCAUUCCUGCUUCUGCCUGGAUGCAAAGAAUUUCUAAAUUUUCUGUUAGCCAAUCACCUUUGGCUCGUUUCCUUGGUUGGAUGGCAGUUUCCCGUAAUGCAAAACAGUAUACGAUGGACCGUCUUUUUCUUGCAUCAGAUUUACCACAGUUAACAAGUUUGUUGCAUAUAUUUUCUGAUGAGCUUUCUGGUGUAGAUAAUAUUUAUAAAAGGCAUAAUAAAGUUGAAAUUGAAGAAACAGAGAACAAAGAUCUUGGAACAGUUGAACAGCAUGGUGGUCAAUCAUUUCAUGUUAUGUACCCUGAUCUUAGCGAAUUCUUUCCUAAUAUGAGAAAUCACUUCGUAGCUUUUGGAGAAGUCAUUUUAGAGGCUGUAGGAUUGCAACUGAGAUCACUUUCCUCUAAUGCCCUUCCUGAUAUAUUAUGUUGGUUUUCUGACCUCUGUUCCUGGCCAUUUUUCCAGAGUGAUGCAACUUCUCAUUCUAGGUCUCAUUUCAUUAAGGGCUAUGUUUCAAAGAAUGCAAAAUGCAUUGUGCUUCAUAUUCUUGAAGCCAUUGUAAGUGAACACAUGGAACCGAUGAUUCCUGAGAUCCCUCGACUUGUGCAAGUGCUAGUUUCCCUUUGUGGAGCUGCGUAUUGCGAUGUACCAUUUCUUAACUCUGUGGUGCUUUUGUUAAAGCCACUUAUUUCAUAUUCUUUACAGAAGAUUUCUAUUGAAGAACAAGUAUUGGAUGAUGGUUCAUGUACAAAUUUCGAGUCUUUGUGCUUUAAUGAACUUCUGAGUAACAUCAAGGAGAAUGUGGAUAGGGAUGAUUCCCCUGGAAAAGUUUAUAACAAAGCACUGUCUAUCUUUGUAUUGGCUUCCUUUUUUCCUGAUUUCUCUUUUCAACGCAAGAGGGAGAUAUUGCAAUCCUUAAUCUCUUGGGUUGAUUUUACCUCAUCACAACCAACAUCAUAUUUUCACGAUUACUUGUGUUCAUUCCAAAAAGUAAUGGAAAGCUGUAGAGACUUGCUACUUCAGAAUUUAAAAGCAUUUGGUGGUAUUCCAAUAUAUCUAUCUGACCUUGAGGAUGCAAGCUCUAAUACACUCUUUGAAGAGAGUUCAAAAUUACAUCUAGGGUUUAUCUGUGAUAUUUACAAGAACCUGGUAUCUAAUAGCAAUUCUGAAAAUUUAGAAAGUAAGAAUGAGGGAAACAAUACAGAAUUAUCUGUGGAGGAAAUAGUCGAAUUUCGUAAAGAUCUCGAUGUCUUUAUUUCCAAGCUUUUCCCCACUAUUGAGCAAUGUUGGAAUCUUCAUCAUCAACUGGCUAAAAAUUUGACUGUGACAUUGGCCGAGUGUUUGGUUUACUCGCAGUACCUUUCUUCAGUAGCCCUGAAUGCUUGCAGUACUGAAAAGGAAGAGGGCGAACAUGCUACACAAUCAAAGACAAGCAAUCAACUCCUUGUCUACUUGAGAGGCGGUCUUAGGAGAUUGGCUGAAACUGCCAUAAAGCUUGAAGAAGAAAGUUGUUGGGAAGCUGCUUCUGUGAUUAUUGAUUGUCUGCUUGGUUUGCCUCGUAGUUUACACUUGGAAAACAUUGUUUCUACUAUUUGUUCUGCACUCAGGAGUGUUUCUUGCAAUGCACCAAGGCUCAGUUGGCGUCUGCAAACCCAGAGGUGGUUGUCAGCGUUACUCAGAAGAGGCAUCUCCGCUGGCAAUGGAGAUGAAGUUUCUCUAGUUGAUAUGUUCUGCACAAUGCUGGGACAUCCUGAGCCCGAGCAACGAUACAUAGCUCUUCAGCAGUUGGGUAAUUUAGUUGGCAUAGAUGUCUUUGAUGGCACUGCUGCACAACAAUAUUCCCAAAUUCGCAGUAGUUUCAUUUCAACUGGCUUGGAGGAAUCUGUUUCGGAGUCUGUACUCUCGCAUCUGGUAUCACAUACAUGGGAUCAAGUGGCUUCUUUGGCAGCAUCUGACUCAUCAUUAUAUUUGAGAACUCGUGCUAUGGCACUUCUUAUAGCCUAUGUCCCAUAUGCCAGUCAACAUGAGUUACAAUCCUUGCUAUCGUCUGCUGACUGCAUUCAUGGCACAAAAGUUUUACAUCCAGCAUCUGAGGGCCCAUUGCUACAGCUUUCAUUGGCUCUAAUUUCCUCUGCUUGCCUCCAUUCCCCGGUCGAAGAUGUCUUUUUGAUUCCUGAAAGUGUUUGGAGAAAUAUUGAGGCUUUGGGAUCGUCAAAGACUGAUGGCAGACUUGGAGAUUUGGAGAGGAAAGCCUGUCAAGUCUUAUGUCGAUUGAGAAAUGAAGGGGAUGAAGCUAAAGAGGUCCUAAAAGAAGUACUCUCUUCAAGUUCUGAAAAGAAAUUCGAUGAAGAUUUUCUCAGCAUUCGGGAGUCAAUACUGCAGGUCCUCUCAAAUAUGACAUCCGUGCAGUCAUAUUUUGACGUGUUCUCUCAAAAGAAAGAUGAGGAAAAAAUGGAACUAGAGGAGGCAGAACUAGAACUUGACAUCGCUCAAAAGGAGUUCAGACAACCUGAUUCUAACAAUUUUCCAGGAGUCACUUCCUCUGCAGUAGCUAACUCACGUCUUCAGCAGAUCAAGAACUCCAUUCGCUCCAUAGAAAAAUCCCAACUACAAGAAGAAGUAGCAGCUCGACGUCAGAAAAGACAUCUUAUGAAACAAGCACGGCACAAAUAUCUAGAAGAUGCUGCAUUGCAUGAAGCUGAACUUUUGCAAGAACUUGAUAGGGAGAGAACGGUCGAAAUGGAAAAGGAAAUUGAAAGACAGCGCUUGUUGGAGCUUGAGCGUGCAAAAACCAGGGAGUUACGCUAUAAUCUUGACAUGGAGAAGGAGAGACAAAUGCAGAGGGAACUUCAGCGGGAACUGGAGCAGGCUGAGUCUGGACCACGAUCAUCAAGACGUGAAUUCUCAUCCUCUUCCCAUAGUAGUCGACCUCGGGACAGAUAUCGUGAAAGAGACAAUGGCAGACCAAGUAAUGAAGGGAAUGCCAGAACGACUGUCAGUGGCUUACAGACUGAAACUUCUACUACGACCAGUUCAUCAAUGACCGGAGUACCAACCAUUGUGCUUUCUGGUGCGAGACAAUACUCAGGACAGUUGCCUACAAUCUUACAAUCUCGUGAGCGUCCAGAUGAAUGUGGUAGCAGUUACGAUGAAAAUGUAGAUGGAAGCAAAGAUUCAGGUGACACUGGAAGUGUUGGUGAUCCAGAAUUAGUUUCAAUAUUCGAUGGACAUUCCGGUCCGCUUGGAUCUGGUCAAAGGCAUGGAUCAAGAGGCAGCAAGUCAAGGCAAGUUAUAGAACGAAGGGAAAGGGAUGGUGGUCGACGCGAAGGUAAGUGGGAAAGAAAACAUUCAUGACCAAUGCCUUGAGAUUAGUAGACCAGUUAUCAUGAGUGCAUUGUUGGUUUCGAUGGAGACAACGAACCCUGUAUCAAUGGGUUAUUAGAUGUGGCACUGCAAGCAUUCCACAGGUUUGUUUCUAAUAGCCCGCGGUACAUAAUUGUUAACUUCAAUGGUGUAAUCCUAGAGUGGGUGAGGCUUGUGUACGAAGUCCGAGUAAAGCUAUGUUGACAUCCACGAAAUCUUCGUUCUUCUGCCGUGAAGCAAUCAAGGAAGAUGAAGUUUACGAGCUGGGACAUACCAAUGAAGGAGAAUUGACAGUGCCCAUGAAACAUCAUUUCUUGAAGAUUGCUUUGUUUAUUUAAAAUCAAUUUGCCCUCAUCAUAUUUUUUCUGAGGAAUCAUCAUGUGGGGAUCAAAUUGGAAAGGUCUCUUGCUCCUAAACCAUCUUAAUUGGCUAUAUUCAAUCUUUCUCUUCUGAAGAAAAAUAGUAAUGUAUGUGAAAAUUAUAUUAUUGCUUUAGGUGAAACACUUAUAUAGUAAUUUUAUUUUAAUUUUCAAUGACCAUUAAAAAUUAUAAUAUAGUCUAUACCUCUUUCCAAAAA
This is a messenger RNA of Cucumis sativus (cucumber), 7263 nucleotides long. RefSeq lists its product as uncharacterized. The record is from RefSeq and is a predicted model, not a curated record. The coding region runs from base 249 to 6677 and encodes 2142 amino acids. The transcript is spliced from 26 exons. NCBI's taxonomy places the organism in Eukaryota, Viridiplantae, Streptophyta, Magnoliopsida, Cucurbitales, Cucurbitaceae.